Molecule: messenger RNA, 291 nt
Organism: Anopheles aquasalis
Lineage: Eukaryota; Metazoa; Arthropoda; Insecta; Diptera; Culicidae
Source: RefSeq, a predicted model, not a curated record
AUGAAGUUUACCACUCUUUACGCCGCAGCUGUUCCGUUUUUGCUUAUCGUCCUUAUCGUCUUGGCCGGAGGCAGUCCAACGGUCGGUGUAGGUCCGCGAGUGAAGCGUCAAAACAUGGAGCAGAUGAAACCGUGGAUGGAGUGGGGCGUGAAAUAUGGAGGAAUCAUGGCCACAACCGUCAUCAUGCCAGCAGCUCAGGAAGCAGCCAGCAUCGCCUCGGCAGGGCGUGAAGGAAGUGGUGAAGGUGGCCAAAGCUAACGAAAGCUUCGUACGGGAAUGAAUUCGUUUGUG